Dacryopinax primogenitus is the source of this 1242-nucleotide messenger RNA. RefSeq lists its product as uncharacterized. NCBI's taxonomy places the organism in Eukaryota, Fungi, Basidiomycota, Dacrymycetes, Dacrymycetales, Dacrymycetaceae. The coding region runs from base 1 to 1242 and encodes 413 amino acids. The record is from RefSeq and is a predicted model, not a curated record. The transcript has 2 exons.
AUGGCGCGCCGUACUUUCGCAACAACAUCCUCAAUAAUGCCCCCCCUUGGACACGACUCCCGGCCGCCGCCACCGACGUGGCCCGGGAAUGCACAGCCUGUCAACGCCCCUUCACCUCCCCACGACUGGCAUACCAUCUUCGCUGAUGUGCCUCACGUUACCAAUCAGGUGGAAACCGUGUCCCGGACGGUUCGCGCCCUCCUGGCCUCGCAAGGCCUACAGUUGGAGGACAUGCAGCGGUAUCUCACAGUGACAUUCAAUCCCGAAGGCGCAAAGCGUGAAACGGGUACGUCCGCCCCGCCAGCCGCAGCUACUUCCAGCCUUGUCCCAUAUCGGGGUCUGAACAUACGCCCUCAACACAAUGAAGUUCCGUCGCCGAUGGGCGACAGGCGCCGCCCUCAGGACAGAUACACCGGUAACAUUCCGAUGUCCGUUCGUCAAUCUGCCCUGGUUGAAAAGCUGUGGUCGAUCUUCGGUAUACCGCUAAAUGCAGCAUCAGCGCAAAGCUCCAGUGCUCAGCCCGAAAACCCGCCUGCUUUCCCUGCCUAUCUUCUCCCUCAGCCGGCUCCCCAACUGCCCGCGUCCGCGUCCGCAACGGCCGCAGAGCCCGAGGCAGAGCUUCCGAACUUGGACUCGCGUUACCUUCCUUGUAACUACACAUUCACUUGCGAUUGUCUCGUCGAUGGAACCCCUCCGAACGCCCUCCCGCGCCCGACGUCCUUUACGAACUCACUGCUGUCGAAGCUAGGUGUUAUUCAGUCUUCAACUAACGACAGUCUGGACGUCGCUGUAGCUGCGUUGAGGGAAACACUGAGCUUGAACAUGAGGAUCCUCGGAGUCCUCGAGGACAUCCGCGGCAAGUUGAUAACCAUGAAUGGUAAGGACAGGCUUGCGACUACUGGUAGGCACAGCUCAGAAGAGCCAUCAGGAUCCACCAAGUGGUACUACGGAGAUACAGCCGUGAACAACAGGUAUAAAGUUGUGGGUGCGUUUGUGCAUGCCUUCGUCGCAGCUGUAUGCUGCCACAUGGAGUCACUAGGUGUCACGGUCAGAGGCUCCAGAGCCACAUCUAUGGACAGGUACACUGCUGUUGUCAAGGAGAUCAUGGCCGGCACCAACAACACUCGGUACUACGAGGACACGCAAGUUAAGCGUCAUGACAUCCAGGAGUGUCUACAGCUGUUGUGUACUGACAGGAAGUACGCAGUGCCCAUGGUGACAGCAACCCAGAUAUCUGAGUGA